AUUGCUUAGAUAUCAAAUCGUUCUGUGAAGAUGACAUCGCUUGCUACGAAAUGCCCAUCCUUUUUCAAUUUAAGAAGAUAUCCAUUAGCAAAAAUGACGUGUGAGAAGUACGAAAAAGCACUCGAUAUUUCGAACUCAAUUCAGCCAGACUGGAAAAUGGUAGGUAGUUCUAUCAGCAUUGCACAAAGGAGGAUGGAUGCAUUUCCGCGAUAUUUAGAAAGAGCUGGCAUAACGCAAGACGAUUUGAGCAGACUCAAUGUUGUACACGUUAGCGGAACAAAAGGAAAAGGCUCAGUGUGCGCGUUUACGGAAAGUGUACUUAGAAGUUCAGGGUUUAAAACUGGUUUUUUGAGUUCUCCACAUUUGAUUGAUCUUGUCGAACGAGUGAGAAUCAACGGGAAGCCUAUUUCACAGGAACAGUUCGCUGAUUAUUUUCUUGAGGCUUAUAACAAGCUUUGGUCAUUGAGACGUGACGAUUUCGAUAUGCCUUUUUUCAUCUUCAUAGUGAAUAUUUUAGCUUUCAAAAUCUUCCUUGACGAAAAAGUUGAUGUCGCCGUCUUAGAAGUUGGCUUGGGUGGUACUUUUGAUCCAACAAAUAUUGUCAAGAAACCCGCUGUAUGCGGAGUAACAGCUCUACAUUUUGAUCACCAAUGCUUUCUGGGCGACAGUAUUGAAGAAAUCGCUUGGAAUAAAGCAGGAAUUUUCAAACCUGGUGUUCCAGCUUUUACCAUAGAACAACCCAUUCCUGGAGCGUUGAGUGAAUUGAAACAUUGCGCUGAGGAAAAAGGCGUCAAAUUGCAAACGGUUAAAAUGAAUAUGGAGCUGGAAGACGUAGAGUUAGGAUUAGAAGGUUUUCAUCAGAAAACAAAUGCAUCAUUGGCUGUCAGCCUCAGUAAUGGAUGGGCUGAGCAAAUGGGUUAUGGAAAGUUAGAUCGCGUUAAGGUAAUACGAGGCUUACAGAAUGUGCGAUGGCCUGGCCGCUGUGAAACAGUGAAAGUCGGUGACAAUCUGACAUUUUACCUAGACGCUGCGCAUACAGCAGAAAGUUUGAAACUAUGCCUAGAAUGGUUCAAAACGAAAUUGCAAUUCGAACACCAGCAAAGUGUGAAGAAAGUCUUAGUUUGUACUUUUACAGGUGAGAGAAAUGACGAGAAUUUCCUACGAAUUUUUAACAAUGAGGUCUCUUUUGAUCACGUGAUUUUGACGACACCUAUUUUGGAUUCAGACAAUUCGUUUAGGCAUAAGGAUGCUAGGACUGUGGUAUCUAUGCACAUAGAUAGAUGUCAUCGAAAUAUGGCGAUAUGGAAAGAGAUGAACAACAGGUCAGAUGUAUCAGUAGAAGAGCACAUUGACGGUGCUUUGAGUUCGCUGAGAAAUAUUUCCGACAAUGCCAAUAUCUGUGUUUUGGUUACUGGGAGCCUUUAUCUUGUAGGCGGUGUUCUGAAGUUGUUGGAGGAUUUAACUGAUUCAAAGCAACAGUGUAAAUAGAAUGUUGACUAACAACAUGGACUACUAGAAGGUUGCCUUCCACUACUACUACUAAAAUCUUUUACUGGACUGAAUCAAACUUGAGCGAUAAUUGAAUUGUAUAUAUGUAAAUAUUUGUACAUACUUGAGUGUUCCAAAUACUGGAACAGAUGUGACAAAUUGUAUAUUUGUAGAUAUUUGUACAUACUUGUAAAUUUUUGAAUAAUUGUUUAAAAAUUGCCUCGAAACUUUUGAUCGCUAUCAACCAAUCCCAACUAGUG
Symsagittifera roscoffensis is the source of this 1748-nucleotide messenger RNA. RefSeq names its product folylpolyglutamate synthase, mitochondrial-like. Lineage: Eukaryota; Metazoa; Xenacoelomorpha; Acoela; Convolutidae. The record is from RefSeq and is a predicted model, not a curated record. Gene Ontology annotation, cellular component: cytosol; mitochondrion; cytoplasm. Gene Ontology annotation, biological process: tetrahydrofolylpolyglutamate biosynthetic process. Gene Ontology annotation, molecular function: tetrahydrofolylpolyglutamate synthase activity; ATP binding. The transcript has a single exon. Bases 31 to 1488 code for a protein of 485 amino acids.